AUGGCUUCCUUGCCUUCGGAGGCAGGAGCUCAGACAGAGAGCGCCUCGGAAGAGUCUACUUCGGAGGCAGAGAAACUGAAAGAGGAGUCGCCGAAGCCAGAUGAAGUUUCGGAUCAGCUGCUGCAAACUUUCCAAGGCGCGGCGCUUAACUUCUCAACCGACCAAGUAGCAUGUCUAUGCGAGGCGCUGCUGCAGGCGGGGAAUGUCGAUCGCCUGGGUAGAUUCCUCUCCACCAUCCCUCAGUCUGCAGACCUGCUACGUGGCAAUGAGACCCUACUGAAGGCCCAGGCACUGGUCUCUUUCCACCGGGAGGAAUUCAAGGAACUGUAUGCUAUCUUGGAGAGCCACGACUUUCACCCAAGCAACCAUGCAUUCCUACAGGACCUGUACUUGCAGGCACGAUACAAGGAGGCGGAGAGGUCCAGAGGUCGUAACCUCGGCGCCGUGGACAAGUAUAGGCUGCGAAAGAAAUUCCCCCUGCCAAAAACAAUAUGGGACGGAGAAGAGACUGUGUAUUGCUUUAAGGAAAAAUCGCGCAACGCACUUAAAGAAUGUUACAAAAGCAACAGGUAUCCAACUCCCGACGAGAAGAAGAAUUUGGCCAAAGUCACUGGACUCUCUCUCACCCAAGUCAGCAACUGGUUCAAGAACCGCCGGCAGAGAGACCGAACCCCCUCCGGUACCAACAGCAAAAGCGAAUCGGAUGGCAACCACAGCACAGAGGACGAGGCCAGCACGAGUGGGCUUGAGGACGUAACCAUGACACCCAUCUCCCAUGACGACCCCUGUCGCCCGGUCACGCCUCUCAUCUCCCUGCCUGCUGCUACCUGCAGCUCGGCGGGCCAGCUGCUGCUCAACGGCACGGGGGGUUUCCUCACCUCCCAGCAGCCCCUGCUCCUGAACGGUGGGGGCGUGAUCAUCAACGGGCUGACCCUGGGUGACGGGCGCACCAUUACUCUCAGCCCCGUGGCUGCCAACUCACCGCUGCUGCUCAGUGGGGCGCAGGUCAUCGCCAAGUCAGCCGGGGGUGUUGAUUUGGGUGUGAAGGAGCAGGCCGUCUCUACCGGGGGAACUCAGGCCAGCCUGCCUGCCAUCGUCUCCCUCCCCCCUCCAGAGGAAGCCAAGACAGCUGACAGUGGCUCUGACGUCUCUGUCCUGCCGGCUACAGAUUUCAUUGGCUCCCUCACUGCUCCAGGGGAGCUGACACUUAGGACUGGAGACGCCUCCCAAAUCCUCUGCCCCACGACUGUGUCCUCCUCAGCCUCCUCCUCCACCCUGUCUUCCACCUGCUCCCUGCCCUCCCUGGUCUUGGGCCAGGGCAGCAAACUCGCAGACACGCCCGUGUCUCAGGGGGGACCUUCUCCCACGCAGUCCCAGGAAAUUAUGCUCUUGGCCUCUAUGGGAUACCCUCUCACCCCACACAGCCAGAUAUGUUCAGUAGUGUCUUCCACCACCUCCUCCUCCUCCUCCUCUUCAUCUGCUCCCCAAGUCCUUUCUCUGCCUCAGGUGGUUCCGUCCAUUCAGGGGAUACCCAUCUCCAAGCCAGCCCAGCAUCAGCCCCCAGGAUCACAGCUGUCCCCCUGCCCACAGCUGGUUCCGGUGGCCCCCUUCACCACCCAGCUCGCCCAGGGCACCAUCCAGCACGCUCCAGCGCCAGGCCUCCAGCUGGGCCCCCGCUUGGCUCAGCCCCAGCCCCUGCUGGGCUCCAUCGCUGGGGGUGAGAGUGUCGUGACAGUGUCCCACCUGACAAAUGUGCAGCAGCAACAGCAGCUGGGUGACCAGGCGGCUCCUGCCUCCACCAUCCAGUCUCUCCAUUCCCUCCCCCAAACCCAGGCGAUCCAUGUGAACGGCACCCAAAUCAUUCCCCUCUCCUCCCCAACGCAGGUGGUCCCCGUCUCACAGCCUGGGCAGGCCCCCUCCACCCAGGUCGUCCCCCUGUCUCUGCCACAGCUCAUCUCCGUGCCCUCCAUACCUGUAGCCUCCUCCGUCUCCAUGGCUUUUCCCCAGGUGGUCCCAGCCACCCCUACUUACUCGUUGUCACCCACAGGGGGCGCCUUUCAGAUCCUCACAUCCAGCACAGGCACAGCUGCAAGCCUGACCCAGGGGCCUUUCAGGGUCAGCCAGCUGGGGCCCCUCCAGAGUGUGGGAGCCCCUGCUAGCAAGUCACCCGGGGUCCAGCUCCUCAACUCUGGAGUCCUUCAGCUGCCCACCUCCUCCCCAGGGAACGUCAUUCUGACAGGAGGGGCGGGACCCAGUCCCAUCCUCACCGGCCUGAGCUUCCAGCAGGGAAAGCUGAUCCUGACCAUCCCAGCUGGAGUCCAGUUCACCAACCUGCCCCUUAAGCCCGGCUCCGAGAACCCUGCGCCUAGCAACGGCGGUGUCAUCCUCACCCCUGUGAUCUCGACCAGCGUAUCGGGGACUGGUGGCGGUGUGCUGACCGUCCCCGUCCCCGUCUCCGUCUCCACCCCUGUCCCCACCUCUCUUGCGCAGACUCCGCCCUCCUCUUCCUCUGGCUCGUUCCAGAGCGAGCCCUCUCUCGGUUUCGUCAACUCCUCCGUGCUUUAUGCCACCCCCGACGCGGACUCCCCCAGCCCAGCCACCCCGCACUCCGCAGCAGGCAGCCUCCCUGCUCCGCAGUCGCUCUGCCCGGAGAGCGCCCUCACGCUCAGCCCCUCGUCCAGCCACGUGCCCGCCCAGUCCAGCUGGAACCCCGUGCCCCUGUCCACCUCCGCAGGCCUGGCUCUGUUUGACGUCAGGGGGAAGGGAGAGCUACCCGAGGACCAGGCUUUACUGGGCCUCGCAGGAGGGGAGGCCCUGCUCCUGGGCGCCCCUUCUCCAGACCAGGACGUGGGCGGCGCGUCACCGCUGGGGGACCCUGAAGAAAUGGACGAGGACCCUAAAAUACUCACCCAGCUUCAGUCUGUGCCUGUUGAUGAAGAUCUGGGCUUGUGA
This is a messenger RNA of Megalops cyprinoides (Indo-Pacific tarpon), 2952 nucleotides long. RefSeq names its product homeobox protein SIX5-like. NCBI's taxonomy places the organism in Eukaryota, Metazoa, Chordata, Actinopteri, Elopiformes, Megalopidae. The transcript is spliced from 3 exons. The record is from RefSeq and is a predicted model, not a curated record. Gene Ontology annotation, molecular function: RNA polymerase II cis-regulatory region sequence-specific DNA binding; DNA-binding transcription factor activity, RNA polymerase II-specific. Gene Ontology annotation, biological process: regulation of transcription by RNA polymerase II. Gene Ontology annotation, cellular component: transcription regulator complex; nucleus. The coding region runs from base 1 to 2952 and encodes 983 amino acids.